AUCCGGGUUAGCCGCCGGGGGAUCCACACCACACACUCGCGCACACACUCGCGCACGCGCUGCCGAGCCGCGCGGACGUCUCCCGCACAUGGACGCGUCUCCAAGUUCUGCGCUCCGACGAGGAGCCCGAGAAGAGCUACGGGGACGAGCUCCCGGCGCGCUCACGGAGUAAGGAAGGCAGGCAGGCCGCCCGACCGCUCCGGCUUCCCUUGGGGAUGGUUUAAAGUGCGGGAGCGCGCGCGAUCAGACGCUGCGAGCGGAGCUCCGCGGCGCCCAUGUGGUCUCUGCGGGGGGUCUCGCCGGGGAUCGCCGCGGCGUUUUUCACUUAGCCACCCCUCGUCCCACAAUGCAGCUGGGACACGCGCGCGCCGCCCUUUUCUGUCUGUGGACUCUGUCCGUUGUAGGGCACGGACGCAGGGACGCGUCCAGGUCUCGUGUCCAACUUGGGAGUGAUGACCGCAGCGUUCCGAAGGGACGCUCCCCCUGGGACCCCACCGGCACCGGAACCGCAACCGCCGGGGAGGUUCUGCCGUUCACUGGGAGAGGAGCUUGGAGGCGACGCGACCGGACGGGGCUUUACUCCAGCGGCGCCAUGGACUCGGCAGGUGGGCAGCGCCCCGCCCCAGGACCCCCAUCGCUGGGCUGGAGCGGAUCCCAGAGACGCCGGAGAGGGACCGUGGAAGACCGCAGCAAACUUGGGUGGAGAAAGCUGAGGAAGGGUGCUCGGACGGAGAUCCUUCUGGACUCCCUGCAGGGGCGGCUCGACCCGGGGCCCAGAGCCCUGGCCCUGAACCAGUCAUCGGAAGACUCUCCCUUUGACAUCACUGGAGACGAUGACUUAUUCCCAGAUGAGAAUUUCGGGGACCCCACCCCCUUCGUUCCUCUCAGUACCCGGGGGGGUUCAGACAGGCUGAAGAACCCGUUUUAUCCGCUGACGGCGGAGUCGUACGGAGCGUACGCGACCGUCUGCAUCUCAGUCAUCAUGUUCGCCGUUGGAAUAAUGGGGAACGUGGCAAUCAUGUGCAUCGUGUGUCACAACUACUACAUGAGGAGCAUCUCCAACUCUCUUCUGGCCAAUUUGGCCUUAUGGGAUUUUCUGAUCAUCUUCUUCUGCCUGCCCCUGGUGGUAUUCCACGAGCUGACAAAGACAUGGCUCCUGGGAGAGGUUUCCUGCAAAAUCAUACCCUACAUUGAGGUGGCGUCCCUGGGCGUGAGCACCUUCACGCUGUGCGCCCUGUGCAUCGACCGCUUCCGCGCCGCCACCAACGUGCGCCUGUACUACGAGAUGAUGGAGAGCUGCGCCUCCACCUCGGCCAAGCUGGCCGUGAUCUGGGCGGGGGCCCUCCUCCUGGCGCUGCCCGAGCUCCUCCUGCGGCAGCUGGAGCGGGAGGAGGACGACGAGCGCUGCGUGGUGCGCAUCUCCACGGAGCUGCCCGACACGGUCUACGUGCUGGGGCUCACCUACGACAGCGCCCGCCUCUGGUGGUACUUCGGCUGCUACUUCUGCCUGCCCACCCUCUUCACCAUCGGCUGCUCGCUGGCCACGGCGCGCAAGAUCCGCCAGGCGGAGAGGGCCUGCGUGCGCGGCACCAAGAAGCAGAUCCGCCUCGAGAGCCAGAUGAACUGCACGGUGGUGGCGCUGGCCAUCCUCUACGGCCUGUGCAUCGUUCCCGAGAACAUCUGCAACAUCGUGUGGGCCUACAUGGCGGCGGGGGUCCCGCGGCGCACCAUGGAGCUCCUGCAGCUCGUCGCUCAGAUGCUGCUCUUCUGCAAGUCGGCCGCGGCGCCGGUGCUGCUGCUGUGCCUCUGCCGCCCGUUCGGCCGCGCCUUCCUCGACUGCUGCUGCUGCUGCUGCGACGAGUGCGCCGCCGCCUCCCGCUCCUCGACCGCCGCCAGCGACGACAACGAGCAGGAAUGCACCACCGAGCUGGAGCUCUCGCCCUUCAGCACCAUCCGCCGCGAGAUAUCCGCCUACAGCCCCGUGGGCACGCACUGCUGAGAUGGGCUGCGGGACGCUGCACGCGUGUGUGUGUGUGUGUGUGUGCGUGCGUGCGUGCGUGCGUGCGUGCGUGCGUGCAUGCGAACCUUGAAAGUAUGAAAGUUCAGACUGAUUUGUCAAUGUCCUUCUGUCCCUCCAUUAUCUCACACACACACAUUGACAGAUGCCGCUUGUCCUGAGCGGGG
This is a messenger RNA of Scleropages formosus (Asian bonytongue), 2184 nucleotides long. It is a transcript of the gene gpr37a, whose product is annotated as G protein-coupled receptor 37a. Bases 347 to 1999 code for a protein of 550 amino acids. Gene Ontology annotation, molecular function: prosaposin receptor activity; G protein-coupled peptide receptor activity. Lineage: Eukaryota; Metazoa; Chordata; Actinopteri; Osteoglossiformes; Osteoglossidae. The record is from RefSeq and is a predicted model, not a curated record. Gene Ontology annotation, biological process: positive regulation of MAPK cascade; adenylate cyclase-inhibiting G protein-coupled receptor signaling pathway. Gene Ontology annotation, cellular component: plasma membrane; signaling receptor complex. The transcript is spliced from 2 exons.